Molecule: messenger RNA, 1145 nt
Organism: Vicia villosa (hairy vetch)
Lineage: Eukaryota; Viridiplantae; Streptophyta; Magnoliopsida; Fabales; Fabaceae
Exons: 9
Coding region: 1-1077 (358 amino acids)
Biological process (GO): protein phosphorylation
Molecular function (GO): ATP binding; protein kinase activity
Source: RefSeq, a predicted model, not a curated record
AUGGAGGCUCUUGUAUAUGUUAUUGUGGCCUUCAUGAUGUGUGGUUGUGCUGCUGGAAGAGAAUGCACAAACAUUAUGAGUCAAUCGCAUACGUUGCAAUAUGAAUUAGGGGUAUCAAAGAAUGAGACAUGGAAGAAAGAAGUGAUGUCUCAUUAUCAUGUAACGCCAAAUGAUGAUUCAGCUUGGGCAGAUUUUUUACCAAGGAAGUUGUUAGCAAAAGACCACCAGCGUGAUUGGAGUGUUAUGUAUAGGAAAUUUAAGAAUUGUAUUUACAAGGGAUAUGAGUUGGGACAAGAAUGGGUUCGUAUGGCUGGAGAAGAUGGCCUCCGUUACUGUUCCGGCGGCGUCAAGAAGCCGAGGGCCAUUGAGUUUGGAACAUUUGAGUGUACAAAACGGGCAAUGGCAUCACUGCAGGAGAAAUUGAAACAGAAUGAAUGUCCCAACUUGCAGAUAGGUUGCCUCAAUUCGAGCUUCAACUUAUCUUGGAUUUCACCAACUACUGUGGUUGGGGCAGCUGCAGAAGUUGCUAGCACACUUGUAACAGAAUUGACUAUAAUUCUUUUGGCUGGCAAGAGAGGUACCGAGUGGGCAUUGUCAUCUUUUUAUAUUUCUUUGGACUUGAUUUCAGUUAUACCCUUCCUCUAUGCCACAUGUUUAUUUCUUCAGCUCUUAGAUUUUGGACUAGCUAGUUGGGGUUCUUCUUCUUCUCAUAUUAUUUGUACUGAUGUUUCCGGAACAUUUGGGUACCUAGCUCCUGAAUAUUUUAUGCACGGUAGAGUUACUGACAAAAUUGAUGUAUAUGCAUUUGGUGUUGUACUCCUUGAGCUUCUAUCCAAUAGGAAACCCAUUAACAACGAAUCUCCAAAGGGCCAGGAGAGCCUUGUUAUGUGGGCAACAUCAAUCUUGAAAAGUGGGAAGAUUUCCCAGUUGCUUGACCCAAGCCUUGGAAGUGAAUACAACGAUUGUCAGAUCAAGAGAAUGGUUUUAGCUGAUACUCUUUGUAUUAGACGGGUUCCUAGAUUGCGACCUCAAAUCCGAGUUAUACUGAAACUUCUUCACGGUGAUGCAAAUGGUUGAAGGGGAUAAAGACAUAGAAAUGUUGCCAAAACAAAAGCCAAAGAAGAAGAAGAAAACUUAUAUAUGAA